Messenger RNA from Acaromyces ingoldii, 2043 nucleotides. Its product is annotated as Pkinase-domain-containing protein. The coding region runs from base 1 to 2043 and encodes 680 amino acids. Gene Ontology annotation, cellular component: cytoplasm. The record is from RefSeq and is a predicted model, not a curated record. The transcript has 3 exons. Gene Ontology annotation, biological process: intracellular signal transduction; protein phosphorylation; regulation of MAPK cascade. Gene Ontology annotation, molecular function: ATP binding; protein serine/threonine kinase activity. Lineage: Eukaryota; Fungi; Basidiomycota; Exobasidiomycetes; Exobasidiales; Cryptobasidiaceae.
AUGUCUGGCUUCUCGUCUGGCGCAGGAGGGGGACAGGGCCUGGGCAACCUGACGCCCUCGCGUCGUGCUCCCCCGGUUCCCUCGGCACCUUCCGGUGGCUCCUCUCGCUACAACGACGCCAGCGGGCCGAGCAUGAGCGGCGGCCUCCCCGGCAUCACGGGCGCAGGGGCCGGUGGGGGAAGCUACACGGGCCCCCUCAGACCAGCUGGCCCCGGCGCCGUGGCCAAUGGCGGAGGCGGCAUCGGUCUGCCGGGCAUGGGAGGCGCUGGCGGUGGUGCUGGCGGCGGCGGCGGUGGUGGCAUUGUGCGAAAGGGCUACGUCAGCGUCAAGGAGGACGGCAUCAGGAGCUGGAUCUGGAGCAAGCGAUGGCUGGCACUGCGCGAGCAGACGCUCACGUUCCACAAGAACGAGACAACGUUCCAGGCCACCGCCCUCAUCUUUCUCAAAGACAUUACCAACGUGACGCGCACCGACCUCAAGCCGUACUGCGUCGAGCUCGAGACAAAGGACAAGACCUUCUACCUCCAGCUGAAAAACGACGAGGAGCUCUACGGCUGGAUCGAGGACGUGUACAACCGGUCGCCGCUCAUGGGUGUCAGCAGUCCCACCAACUUUGUUCACCAGGUCCACGUCGGCUUUGACCCCAUCAGCGGCGCAUUUACCGGUCUGCCCGAGCAGUGGACGAAGCUGCUGACGACGAGUGCCAUUACAAAGGAGGACUAUGCAAAGAACCCGCAGGCCGUGCUCGACGUCCUUGAGUUCUACACCGACAUCCAGAAGCGCGAGAGAGACGACUUUGGCCUGGGCACACCCACCAUGAACAUGCGUCCGGGCGGCGGCGGCAGCGGCAGCAGCAGUGGAGGAGGCAGCCAGCAGCGGAAUCAGUACGGCGGCCCGUCGCAGGCGCAGCAGGCCAAUGCGCCCGGCCGCUUCGGAGGGACCGGCUACGGUGGCCAGUCGCAGACGUCGACCUCGUCGUCGACGAAGCAGUCGUCGUCGAGCUCGAGCUACGGCGGUGGCACGGCCACGGGCGUCAAGCCGCUGCAGACGUCCAAGAAGGAGCCUUCAUCAUCGUCGUCUUCGUCGCCGGCAGCAGCAGCAGCAGCCGCAAGCAAAAAGGAGCAGGAUCGGCGCAUCUCGACCAUGUCCGAGGCGCAGAUCAUGGAGAAGCUCCGGUCGGUGGUGAACCCAGAGGACCCCAACGUGCUCUACUCCAAGAUCAAAAAGGUCGGCCAGGGCGCCAGCGGCAACGUGUAUGUGGCCAAGACGCUGAGCACGGGCCAGCGCGUGGCCAUCAAGACAAUGGACCUGGCCCAGCAGCCGAGAAAGGAGCUCAUCGUCAAUGAGAUUCUCGUCAUGAAGGAGUCGCAGCACCCCAACAUUGUCAACUUUCUCGACUCCUACCUCGUCCGCAACAACGAGCUGUGGGUCAUCAUGGAGUACAUGGAGGGCGGCGCACUCACCGACAUCAUCGACAACAACACCCUCGAGGAGGACCAGAUUGCGGCCAUCUGCUUUGAGACGUGCAAGGGCCUCGAGCACCUGCAUGCACAGAGCAUCAUCCACCGUGACAUCAAGUCGGACAAUGUGCUCCUCAAUGCCUCUGGCCAGGUCAAGAUCACCGACUUUGGCUUCUGCGCCAAGCUCACCGACCAAAAGUCGAAGCGGGCCACCAUGGUCGGCACCCCUUACUGGAUGGCGCCCGAGGUCGUCAAGCAAAAGGAGUACGGUGCCAAAGUCGACAUUUGGUCCCUGGGCAUCAUGGCCAUUGAAAUGAUUGAAAACGAGCCGCCGUACCUGGACGAGGAGCCGCUCAAGGCCCUCUACCUCAUCGCCACCAACGGCACCCCCACGCUCAAGAAGCCCGAGAAGCUGUCCAAGGAGCUCAAGGGUUUUCUGGCCGUGUGCCUGUGCGCCGACGUCAAGAGCCGCGCCUCGGCCGACGAGCUGCUCCAGCACGAAUUUCUCCAAAAGUCAUGCACCCUCUCCAGCCUCGCGCCCCUCCUCCGCUUCCGCAACCGGGCCAACAGCGAGCGGUCCUAG